AUGGGCACACCGCUGUCUCUCGAGCAGCUACAGAAGGUGCUUACAGAAACACCCACGAAUGAAGCACUCUAUGAUCUCCUCAACCCCUACGAGGAUGAAGCCUGUCAGCAGUUCACCCCAGCUGGAAUAACCGGGGACGCCACUCUUCUUACUGUCUUUUACUCCUCUUUUCUUUUCUCCCAUCUCCUCAUAGACGAAAUACAAGAAGCUCGUGCUUUGACGCAGCGUAUCCCCUCCACAUUGAUCCAGAAUGAUCCAGUUAUUCAACACAGCAUCGCAGUACUGCGGUCGAUAUACCAAAACAAAUAUUCAAAAACCUACGCGUUACUGAGAGGUCAACCAUGGCCAAAGCCAGUCGACAUUGUGGUUCAGAGAUUUGAUGCUUAUUACACCGAAAACUCAUUCCGAAACAUAAGUCGCAUCUACGAAUCAAUCAGACCCGAGGCUGCCGCAGAGUAUCUCGGAUUGCAGAAAAACGCAGAGUUAAUAGACACAUUGGUGAAACGAGGAUGGGAAUGGGAUUCCGACAAAGAACUGUUUCGCCCACAUGUACCUGAUGAACAUGUCAAAUCUGGCAAAUCCAGACAACCUCUAGGUCAGAUUAGUCGGAUCGUGGGUUUGGUGAGUGUUCAGGGAAGCUGA
Molecule: messenger RNA, 642 nt
Organism: Talaromyces marneffei
Lineage: Eukaryota; Fungi; Ascomycota; Eurotiomycetes; Eurotiales; Trichocomaceae
Exons: 3
Coding region: 1-642 (213 amino acids)
Biological process (GO): protein deneddylation; COP9 signalosome assembly
Cellular component (GO): COP9 signalosome
Source: RefSeq, a predicted model, not a curated record